Fonsecaea nubica is the source of this 2487-nucleotide messenger RNA. RefSeq lists its product as hypothetical. NCBI's taxonomy places the organism in Eukaryota, Fungi, Ascomycota, Eurotiomycetes, Chaetothyriales, Herpotrichiellaceae. Bases 1 to 2487 code for a protein of 828 amino acids. The record is from RefSeq and is a predicted model, not a curated record. The transcript is spliced from 4 exons.
AUGUCCAAUGGUCGUCGUACGGGGGCUGCCAGUACCAUCACCGCGACUGUCACCGGUAUUGCCAACGGUCCCGGUCCAGUUCCAGGGCAUGGUCCAGGCUCCAAAGCUACUAAUCACCCCCAUACCACACUCAGUGCCCGCGCCUACACGACUAUCUCUGACCCUGAUGCCGAGCCUGCUGACGCCGCUAAUCCUUCCCCAGACACGCGACCUGUCUUCCUCUCAGAGGAUUUAGAAUAUCCUACCGUCACUGUACAUGAUACAGACCCUCAACACCACCUAGCGGCUGCCUCUACUCAUGCAGCUCCUGCCGCUAGCUAUACCCUAGGCGUCCCAAGCUUUGGUUCACAGCCCUGGGCUGCUCCUUCUGGCCCUUUUCUCGAUUUCGCGCCUCAGCCAAUAUAUGAGCCUACUGGCGAGUUGAUCCACGAAAACAUUCAUACCUUUGACGAGUUCGACGCCCCUUCCAUUUCGAGGUUUCCAAUACCUCCCUCCACCACUCCGAAGAAUCCGCCACCAACAACAAGCAACUUGGCCGACGUGGCCACCACCGCCAAUGGUAAUGGUUCGGUGACGGCCUUCAUCCCGCCUUUACUUCCUCGAUCUGCUCUGAAACGAAAGUCUAGCUCUGUUGCAACGACCCCGACCGAGUCUUCCGGCGACAAGAAAGUGAGAGUACAACCUGGACCCGGACCCGAAUCUGCCGUCGCAAAUAAUCGCUUUGUCACCUUUGAGCGGAUGUCAGGCGUCGGACCAACGUCCCCUGAUGAAGGAUCUACCUCUUCAGACCUCCCAGCUGGCUCCAGGGCAGCUCCAGGUGUAUCUGCUGGUAAUCGCAGAACCCGACAGUCCUCUGGCUCGACACCUAGACCAUCAGCGUUUGCUACAACCUCGUCACAAGCCUCGACCCGGCAAAGAGGGACACGCCCUCCCUCUGGUCAUCCACCCUCGAUUCUCCCUCCCGAGAAGGUCUUUCCCAUCCAGAUAGGAUCCGAUUUGUUCAGGUUAUCGGGUGCCUCAAUAUCUUCCGACGCCCCGUCGUAUUUCACUCAGUUUUUCGAGGAACAAAUCAGACAGAAUGAGGAAUCUGGCGGAGUCAGGACGUUGUAUAUCGAUCGAGAUCCUGCGACUUUCAGAGACGUGGCGAGGCAUCUACAAGGCUACUACGUCAAACCAGUAGAUGGGAGCCACUUUGUAAAGCUAUUCGCAGAUGCUCAGUUCUACAGCUUACCUCGCCUGAUAGAUCAGCUGUUUGAGUCUGAAAUCUUCAUCCAGAUCGGAGAACGACAUUUUCAGAUCCCGAAAGACAUCUUUUCAGAACCUGGAAAUUCCCCAAACUUCUUCUCGCUCGGCUUUGCGGUUUUCUUCUCGACACCUGGAGAGGUUUUUCCCGGCCUAGACCGUCGAGGGCUUCUUCGUCCUCCUUCGAUAACUCCACCCUAUGUCCCUGGGCGAUCUGCUGAGAUCUUUGCAGAACUGUUACAUCUUUUACGAGGCUACCCUCUCCAUAUCAGGAACGAAUCACAUCGAGCCGAACUACUACGAGAUUGCCGCUACUUCCACUUGAGGGGUUUGGAGCAAAAGAUCAUUGCCCACGAGAUCAGCUAUAAUUCAGAGAGACAAAAACAGGAGAUUUGUCUGCGGCUGGAGGACGUUAAACCCUCGGGCGUGUCUUACACCAGCGACGAUUCCCUAGGAGAGAAGUCUUCAACUGGAGGAUGGGUUUACUACGCGAGGCCCUUUGUAGACGACACAUCCUACGAAAUGGUCGUCGAAAUUGGAGGUGAAAGCACCGUCUUGGACCUGACAGACAUGCGAGCAGAUUUCCACGGGUUGGCAAAGGCCCGUGUGUCAUCCUUGUUCCAGGUCGUGGCGAACAAGAUGAACCUGCCAACAAAUGCGCCCCUGGGACUCAUGAUGUUAUCGGGAGGAAGAACCUCGCAAUCGGCAAGCCCUGGACACACACCCCUCAGCGAAGACCGUGUGAAAGUGCGCUUCGAGACUGCAACAGACAUAAUGCUGGACGGAGAAAGCUUUGAAAUCGACUUUGACAGUUCCAUGGGUCAGGUUAUGCUCCACGGGCCCUCAACUGCGCCCAGCGAAUCGGAGUCGGAAUCGGAUGUCAUGAGUGAAGGGACAACAGUCAAACCAGGACCUUCUAUGGCUACGAGCCAACAGCGUCGACCUCAAACGAGACAAACACCAGCAGGAGCUACCUCGCAGUCAGCUGCAGGCCGUGCAUCCUUACCGAUCGCUCCAAUCCAAACGAGCCGACUUACAGCACCCACUGCGAAGAAGAGGAAGAGACAGAGCAGUCAGGGGGAGCUCGGGGAAUGGACCAUCCGUACAGGACAGUGGCGAUUGCGAGUGCAACCCAAUUCCCAAGACUCGAUACGAGGAGGAUUCGAAAUAGUUUUCAUUGGAGUCAAGAUCGACGCUUUCUCAAGCGAGCGAGCAAGGAACGCCAGACGGGCAUUCCUCAACUGA